AUGGGUGACAACGACGAGGACAAAGAACUGAAGCAGAAAUUAAGCUUUUCCUCUUGUGAGGAAGAGCAUGAGAACGAAGGACAGAAGGAAGCCCAGGAGAGCAAGGAGGCCCAGAGCCAAACCCCAGAGAAGUCUGGAGUUCAGGAUUCAGGAUGUGUCCAGGAGGCAGAGCUUACACCUCUCAGAACUCCCCUUAGUAACGUGCGUGACCUCAACACAUUUCAGGAAAAAGACCAAGCGAGUCCAGGUCAGGGUCUGAGGACUCCAGUGUCACACUCUCUCACACGUCCUGAAACCCCAGCCCCACCAGACAAGGGCAAGCCGCCACGCUGCGAGAGCCCCUUCACUCCCAAAGGCCAGGUGAGCCAGCCGGUGAUCUCUUCAACAGGGAAGCUCCCCUCCCGAAGCUCUAAGCAUCUGAAGCUCACACCUGGUCCCUUCACCGAUGAGAUGACCUCACUCGCUCUGGUCAAUAUUAAUCCCUUCACUCCGGAGUCCUAUAGAAAACAAUUCCUUAAAUCCAAUGGCAAGCGGAAAACCCGAGGCGACCUUGAGGAAGCUGGUCCAGGAGAAGGCAAGGUAGAACAAGGGCUGCCUGCCAAGAGAUGUGUUCUACGAGAAACCAACAUGGCUUCCCGCUAUGAAAAAGAAUUCUUGGAGGUGGAAAAAAUCGGGGUUGGGGAAUUCGGUACAGUCUACAAGUGCAUUAAGAGGCUGGAUGGAUGUGUUUAUGCAAUAAAACGCUCCACAAAACCUUUGGUAGGAUCAUCAGAUGAGAAUUUGGCUAUGCAUGAAGUUUAUGCUCAUGCGGUGCUUGGGCAUCACCCCCAUGUGGUACGUUACUACUCUGCAUGGGCAGAAGAUGACCACAUGGUCAUUCAGAAUGAAUACUGCAAUGGUGGGAGCUUGCAAGCUGCUAUAUCUGAAAACACAAAGUCUGGCAAUCAUUUCCAAGAGUGCAAACUCAAAGACAUCCUUCUACAGAUUUCCCUUGGGCUUAAGUACAUCCACAACUCUGGCAUGGUGCACCUGGACAUCAAACCUAGUAACAUCUUCAUAUGUCAUAAGAUGCAAAGUGACUCUCCAGUAGUCCCAGAAGAGAUUGAAAAUGAAGCUGAUUGGUUUCUCUCUGCCAAUGUGAUGUAUAAAAUUGGUGACUUGGGUCAUGUGACAUCAAUAAGCAAGCCCAAAGUGGAAGAGGGAGAUAGUCGCUUCCUGGCUAAUGAGAUUUUGCAAGAGAAUUAUCAGCACCUUCCUAAAGCAGACAUAUUUGCCUUGGGAUUGACCAUUGCACUGGCUGCGGGAGCAGAGUCAUUACCUACCAAUGGUGCUGCGUGGCAUCACAUCCGUGAGGGGAAACUUCCAGACAUUCCUCAGGAGCUCUCCAAAGAAUUUUACCAACUACUCAAGAACAUGAUCCACCCUGAUCCAGCAGAGAGACCUUCUGCAGCAGCUCUGGCCAAAAGUCGAGUUCUCUGUCCCUCCCUGGGGAAAACAGAAGAGCUUCAGCAGCAGUUGAACUUGGAAAAGUUCAAGACAGCCACACUGGAAAGGGAACUGAAAGAAGCCCAGCAGGCCCAGUCCCCCAAGGAAUGCCACAGUGUCCCUGGGGUCUCUGGGACCCCCACGGGAUCAAGAAGCACCAAACGCCUGGUGGGAGGAAAGAGUGCCAAGUCUUCAAGCUUCACCUGGGGGCAGUCUUCCCCAUAA
Eubalaena glacialis (North Atlantic right whale) is the source of this 1710-nucleotide messenger RNA. It is a transcript of the gene WEE2, whose product is annotated as WEE2 oocyte meiosis inhibiting kinase. Gene Ontology annotation, molecular function: non-membrane spanning protein tyrosine kinase activity; ATP binding; magnesium ion binding. The transcript has 11 exons. Lineage: Eukaryota; Metazoa; Chordata; Mammalia; Artiodactyla; Balaenidae. Gene Ontology annotation, biological process: regulation of meiosis I; protein phosphorylation; mitotic cell cycle. Gene Ontology annotation, cellular component: nucleus. The record is from RefSeq and is a predicted model, not a curated record. Bases 1 to 1710 code for a protein of 569 amino acids.